Messenger RNA from Cheilinus undulatus (humphead wrasse), 618 nucleotides. RefSeq names its product troponin T, slow skeletal muscle-like. Gene Ontology annotation, cellular component: troponin complex. Bases 16 to 618 code for a protein of 200 amino acids. Gene Ontology annotation, biological process: slow-twitch skeletal muscle fiber contraction; regulation of muscle contraction; sarcomere organization. Lineage: Eukaryota; Metazoa; Chordata; Actinopteri; Labriformes; Labridae. Gene Ontology annotation, molecular function: tropomyosin binding; troponin T binding. The transcript is spliced from 8 exons. The record is from RefSeq and is a predicted model, not a curated record.
GUAUGUACCUUCAAAAUGUUAGAUAUCCACAGAAAGAGGAUGGAGAAGGACCUUCUAGAGCUGCAGACUCUGAUUGAUGUCCACUUUGAGCAGAGAAAAAAGGAGGAAGAAGAGCUGAUUGGACUCAAAGAAAGGAUUGAGAGUCGCCGAGCAGAACGAGCAGAGCAGCAGCGUGUGAGAGCUGAAAAAGAGCGGGACAGACAGACACGGAUUGCUGAGGAGAGACAGAGAAAAGAGGACGAGGAGGCCAAAAAGAGAGCAGAUGAUGAGGCAAAGAAGAAAAAAGUGCUCUCCAACAUGGGAGCUCACUUUGGAGGGUUCUUAGCCAAGGUGGAGCAGAGACGAGGCAAAAAGCAAACUGCGAGGGAAAUCAAGAAGAAGACUUUGUCAGAGAGACGCAAGCCACUAGCCAUUGAGAACCUGCGGGAAGACGGCCUGAGAGAACGAGCCAAGGAGAUGUGGGAGUGGAUCUACCAGCUGGAGUCAGAGAAAUUCGACCUGACCGAGAAGAUGAGGAGGCAGAAGUAUGAGAUCAACGUCCUCCUGAACAGAAUCCAACAUGCUCAGAAAUUCAAAAAGGGCCAUGGGAAGGGGAAGGUUGGAGGUCGCUGGAAGUAA